Messenger RNA from Cucurbita pepo subsp. pepo (vegetable marrow), 1978 nucleotides. Its product is annotated as putative indole-3-acetic acid-amido synthetase GH3.1. Gene Ontology annotation, molecular function: acid-amino acid ligase activity. Gene Ontology annotation, cellular component: cytoplasm. The record is from RefSeq and is a predicted model, not a curated record. Lineage: Eukaryota; Viridiplantae; Streptophyta; Magnoliopsida; Cucurbitales; Cucurbitaceae.
CUUCUUCUUCUUCUUCUUCUUCAUUUUCUUCAUCCUCUUCUCCAAUGGCUGUCGAUUCUUCUCUCUCUUCACCUCUUGGUCCUCCUGCCUGCGAAAAAGACGCAAAGGCUCUUCAAUUCAUCGAACAAAUGACUCGAAACGCCGACGCCGUCCAGCGCACCGUCCUCGCCGAAAUCUUGACUAGAAACGCCUCCACAGAGUACCUCCGCCGUUACUUCCUUGCCGGCGCUACAGAUCCUAACACCUUCAAAGACAAGCUUCCUGUAAUCACUUACGAGGAUCUCCAGCCCGAAAUCCAACGGAUUGCUAGUGGAGAUCGCUCUCCUAUCCUCUCCUCCCAUCCUAUAUCCGAGUUCCUCACCAGUUCUGGUACUUCUGCCGGUGAGAGGAAGCUUAUGCCGACGAUUAAGGAGGAACUGGAUCGUCGUCAACUUCUGUACAGUCUUCUCAUGCCAGUUAUGAACCUCUAUGUGCCUGGGUUGGAUAAAGGCAAGGGGCUUUACUUCUUGUUUGUGAAAUCGGAGACGAGGACUCCGGGUGGGCUCUUGGCCCGACCCGUUUUAACCAGUUACUAUAAGAGCGAACACUUCAAGACCCGACCCUACGACCCGUAUAUGGUCUAUACGAGCCCUAAUGAAGCCAUCCUCUGCCCCGAUUCCUUCCAGAGCAUGUAUACGCAGAUGCUCUGCGGCCUUCUCGAACGCCACCAAGUCCUCCGCCUCGGCGCCGUCUUCGCCUCCGGCCUACUCCGCGCGAUCCGGUUCCUACAGUUGAACUGGUCCGAUCUUGCCAACGAUAUCCGGACUGGAAAAUUGAGUUCGAAGAUCACCGAUCCGUCGUUGAGAGAUUGCAUCGAGAAGAUCCUGAAACCAGAUGAGGAAUCGGCGGAUUUCAUUUCGGAGGAAUGUUCGAAGGAGAAUUGGGAGGGAAUCGUCACGAGGAUUUGGCCGAAAACGAAAUACCUAGACGUGAUCGUCACUGGAGCGAUGGCGCAAUACAUUCCAACGCUCGAUUACUACAGCGGCGGAUUGCCUCUGGCGUGCACGAUGUACGCCUCAUCCGAAUGUUAUUUCGGACUGAAUCUGAACCCUAUGUGCAAGCCAUCAGAGGUUUCCUACACAAUAAUGCCAAACAUGGCCUAUUUCGAGUUCCUCCCUCACGAGCCAAAUUCCGGAAGCGAUUCAGCGCCGAAACUCGUCGACCUAGUCGACGUAGAGGUCGGAAAAGAAUACGAACUCGUAAUCACUACAUACGCCGGACUAUACCGUUACCGAGUCGGCGACAUACUCCGAGUAACCGGAUUCCACAACGCAGCGCCGCAGUUCCACUUCGUGAGGAGGAAAAACGUGGUACUGAGCAUCGACUCAGACAAAACAGACGAAGCAGAGUUGCAGAAAGCUGUGGAGAACGCAUCAAAGCUCCUGAAGGAAGUUAAAACAAGCGUAGUGGAGUACACAAGUUACGCCGAUACAACGACAAUUCCAGGGCACUACGUGAUAUACUGGGAACUAAUGGUGAAAGAAACAGAAGGGAAAUGGCCAAGCAAGGAGACGAUGGAACAGUGCUGCUUGGCAAUGGAAGAAUCACUAAACUCCGUUUACCGGCAAGGACGAGUCGCAGACAAUUCAAUCGGAGCUUUAGAAAUCAGAGUGGUGAAGAGCGGAACAUUCGAAGAAUUGAUGGAUUACGCUAUCUCCCGAGGAGCGUCCAUCAACCAGUACAAGGUGCCAAGGUGCGUGAAUUUUACUCCCAUAAUGGAACUUCUCGACUCUAGAGUAGUAUCGGCGCAUUUUAGUCCCGCUCUGCCACGUUGGACUCCAGCUAGGAGACGCUGAUUUAUUAAUUUAAUUUUGUUUUAAAUUAAUUAAUUUGAGAAAGAAAAUGUAAGUUGGAAGAAUUUAGGAUGCAUUAGAAGUCUGUAUUGUAUUUGGUUCUCAUAACUAAAUGAAAAAUCACAUUUAUUUACUUUAAAUGAAAA